AAAUUUUCAUACAAUUUCAUUGUACCAAAUUUUUUAUUGCAAGUUAAAUCUCAAUUGAAAUCCAGAGUGCCUGUUUUUUUUUCAAAUUUGUUUAAAAUAGCGAUGAAAAAUCGUAAAAGGGCGAUCUACCAAUGACAUCAUCUCACUUGGCAUUAUUGGCCAAUCAUAAGUUUUGGGGUCUGCGUUUGAAUUUACAUCUGUGUGUGCAACCAACAAUACACAGUACAUUUAAGGAUUAAUUAAUAGCAAUUAAUUUGUCCAGCAAAAACCAGUGCAUUCUUGUUCGCAAAAGAAGAAAUAAGGAUAAUUAUUAUAUAAAACAAUAAUUAUUAUUAGAAAAAGUGCUUUUUUCGGAAACUAUAGCUUCCGAAACCUUGUGCAAUUAAUAAAUGUUUUCAUCUUUUAUUUCCUUACGUCCACGAAUUCACGUAACUUUGGUACAAGAUAUUAAAAAUACCGCUUUAAAGAUCUUAAUAAUCUCACUGGAAAUAAAAAAAUCACUUACCGUCACGUUAUCUUUAAAAAAUUAAAAACAAUGUGUUCAAAAAUGGUUGUAAUUGUACUUCCACUACUAUCAUCUCUGUCAAAUCUGUGAAUUAGCGUUUUACUCACUUUAAUGCAUUUUUUUGUGUUUUAUAUUUCAGUGCCGUUUCUUGUUGUGUAUUUUUUCAUUUUUAGGUUCGAAGUUUUUUUGCAUUAUUUUGACGAAUCUGUCAGUUUGGCGGCAUUCACAAUUUAAAUUCAGCGGCACAUUACAUAGGUGACUUGAUGAACAACCAUUUUUGAACAUAUUGUACAAAUUUAUUUUAGUUUUUCAAUUAAAAUAUUAAAAUAAUAUUGUAGAACAGCGUGAAUUGUGACGAUAAUCCUUUUCAAAAGGGGUAGGUUAUACGAUACAGCAUUUCAUAUGUUAUCUAGAACCUACAAUACUCGUAAUUGUAAAUGAAAUAAAUAACAUCCCUUUUAAAAAUUAUAACAUUGAAAUCACACAACAUUGAUUUAUUACUUAAAAAAUAUUGUAGCAACAUUUUCUUUGAACACCAUUAAAUUUUUAUUACCACGAUACUCAAUGAUCCUUCAAACUAAUUACUCAGGCAAGCUUAUUGUGUGAUUUAUUGCAGACAGGGUGUAGUUUUUCAGACGUACAAACGUAUAUUAAUCUUAAACACAAUUAUCUGUUGUAAAACUUUAUGGUGUACAAAGAAAACUUUGCUACAAUAUACACGAAGGUGCAUUUUUAUGGUCCAAUCGCUUAAUAACAUUUCUUGAGAAAUUAACUUUUCGCGCUUGUAAUCCUCCGCCAAAUUCAAAAAUUCAAAAAACGUCAAAUUCAAAUUCAAAACAUGUGCUUAAAAUUAGGGAUUAGGGAUUAUUUUUGCUUAACGCCGUAUUUAAUCAUAAACAUUUCGAUUUCUAAAAACGUAAAAAAGGAAAAAAAUUGGUAUGUGGUGCUACUUUUAGUGCGGAGUGUAAAAAUGGCGUCGCGCAUCCGCGUUACUCGUACGGUGAUCAAACGCAAAGCGUCCGCGAGCCGCGUCAUGCGAAACGCGGAAAAAAUAAUCGAAGCCGUCCGUGACAGGCCCUUUCUUUAUGACCAAGCAUUUCAAACAUUUAAACACAUCGGAACGAAAAACCGAAACUGGAUGGAAGUUGCGAAAAUUGUCUACGGCAGAGAGGACAAAGUUACAGUAAAUAAAGUAAAAAUCCAAUGGAAGAGUUUGCGUGACGCCUUCGUGAAACAACAGCGAAAACGGCAAAGUUCCCCAAAGCGGAAACUCCGUCCUUACAUCUACGAGAGCGAAAUGCAGUUCUUACUGCCUCACAUUUUGCUGAAAGAGCGUGACGAGGAGAGCAGUCCCCCGCUUUCGAACGUGGAAGUGAAAACGGAGGAUUGCUCGAGUUUGAGUUUAUCGGGGGAAUCCCCGGACGCGCCGCCGCUGGCGGAAGAAAGCGUCUGGGAGCAACAGCAGCAGCAACACAACGCAAAGACAACGCAUCAUCCCGUCGAUGCGUUCUUCUACGGAAUCGCCCAAACCGUGAAACAAUUAAAACCGAUGACAGUUGCGCAAAUCAAGAAAAGUGUGGCGAACAUCGUGAUGGAUGCGGAAAUCAGCGAGAUCGAGGAGGAGGGCGCAUGAAUAAGGGCCCCCUAACUGCGUAGUUGUGAUGACGUAGCAGCGGCGUCAUGCUUGGCGGGAUUCUGAGUAUGAAUGACCUGUGAAGAGCGUUGCCCCCGCCUUCGCCCCCCUCGCCCUAGCGCCCCAACAUCCGGUCCGGCCUUACACCAGCAGAUUCGGCGGCGGCGACGGCCACCACACGCGCCGCGUUGCCACAUCGCACCGUUUUCUCACAUCCAGAGGCGACAUUUCGUAUUUCCCGCCAACAGGGCCUACUUACAUUGAACGUCGCUGCGACAAUUAAGGCCGUAACGGUCGACGUAACGAACGAAUCUUCAUUUAUUUCGAAUGACAGUGCCUUAGCACUUAAUUUUUGUUAGUUUUAGCCAUAGAACAACUUGCACUUUUUGAGUGAUUUUAUUUGUUUUUUACUACUUUUAAAUGAUUCAAGAGCCUUGACUUUUAUCAUAAAUAAAAAAAAAUAGAAAAUAUAUUAAGAAAAUGUUAUAUAAUCUUGAAAUAGCUUAUGCUAUUUUUGUAGUGAUGUAUGUUAAAAUUAUUAAUGUGAAAAAUAGGAAAUUGCUGUAUGUAUAAAAAAUUUAGACAUUUUUCAAAUACUCUGUAACCACCACCACUUCAGAAUAUUUCUCUCUUUCAUAAAAAAUUAAUAACAAACGAAUAUUCUGUAUGGUGACUGUUUGAAACCAUGUGAAGAAAUUUUUAGUCCUAUAAUUUGCGAAAUUUAUGUAAUAAUAACGUCAACUUGUUUCGAGCACUAAGACUAGUGUCUGUACAUAAUAUUGGCUGCCUAUAUUUUUUUUGUAAAUCGACAAAUAAAUUAUUUCAUUUAAA
Messenger RNA from Tribolium castaneum (red flour beetle), 2969 nucleotides. RefSeq lists its product as uncharacterized. Bases 1344 to 2138 code for a protein of 264 amino acids. The transcript has 2 exons. The record is from RefSeq and is a predicted model, not a curated record. Gene Ontology annotation, biological process: regulation of transcription by RNA polymerase II. Gene Ontology annotation, cellular component: nucleus; transcription regulator complex. NCBI's taxonomy places the organism in Eukaryota, Metazoa, Arthropoda, Insecta, Coleoptera, Tenebrionidae.